UUGACAAUCACAAACAAUACAUAGAUAUAUUAUAUUCAUAUAUGAUGGCUAAUGCUAAUGGAGAAAUAUCUAGUGAGAAAUUAAUAGAUCUAAGGGUUGUGGAUCUCCGUAAUGAACUGGAAAAACGUGGACUCGAUAAAAGUGGAGUGAAGGCCGUAUUGUUGGAACGUCUUGAACAGGCUCUAAAAAGUGAAGGAGAAACUCUUGAACAUACUGAAGGAAGUAAAGAAAAAGCAGAUACAGUUCCAACCAAUGCAACUGACUUGGGAGAAAAUGAGGUUUUGAGUGAAGAUAAAUUCCAGGAAGAAAGUGAACCUACAGAUGUUCUUCAAAAUAAAUCAACUGCAGACAUGGAUGAGAAAGAUGCAGAGACAUCUGGUGUCUUUUCAAACACAAAUCCAGACACUGACUCUCUGCUCCCUGGCAAAACUUCUGUGGAAGAUCUUUCUGAAAAUCAACUACUUUCAAGUGAUACCAAACCAUCAGAUAUGUUGAGAAAUGACACCUCUGAUAAAGACCAAUUUGUGGAAGAGCUACCUGCCACUACUUUAGAUACAAACAAAGAAACUGAUGCUGCUCUGCAGGGAGAAUCUGAUGAUCCAUUAAAGAAUACCAUGGCAUUGCCAGAACAGUCAUCUUCAUCUGCAGAGACGAAUACAAAAGAAGAAAAGAGUGAAAUGUCCACAUCAACAGAGAAUAACACAAAAGAAGAAGACAGUAAAAUGUCCUUGUCAGCAGAGAAUAAUACAAAAGAAAAAAGAAACAGUGAAAUGUCUUCAUCCACAGAGAAUAACUCAAAAGAAGAAAAUAGCGAAAAAUCAUCCUCAUCAGCCAGUGUGAAAAGCACAACAUCACAGAAAUGUAAUGAAAUUAAAGGAGAUAAGGUGGCCAAAACAGCUGUCUCGGAAAGUUUACCUUCAACACCAAGAGUUAAACGUAAAGCACCAUUUGCAUUAAAAGACACAGUCAGUAUGGACACUUCCAACACUCAACAGGGUGAAGAAAAUGAAUCACUGAUUGUACAUGUUGAUGAUACACAGAAUGAUUUAGAUGCUGAUCUUGUGGCAUCAAAGGACAAAGUGCGUGGCAAAACUGAAGCGAAGAAAACAGAUGGAAGCAAAGUUGAAGAAAGGGCUAAAGGUAAAACAGAAGGAGGGCAAACUGAGAAGAAGGCUGAUGAAAAGAAAGAUGAUAAAGAUGUAAAGUCGAAGAGUUCUUCCGAUUCUAAGCCCAAAGUUCUCAAAAGCAUCAAAAGCAACAACCAAAACAGUCGGAAUUUGUGGGUCAGUGGUCUUGCUUCAAGUACCCGUGCUACAGACCUUAAGAAGCUUUUUACCACAUAUGGCAAGGUUGUUGGUGCCAAAGUAGUGACAAAUGCACGAAGCCCUGGUGCUCGAUGUUAUGGUUUUGUAACUAUGUCUUCUUCACAUGAAGCUACUAAAUGUAUUCAACAUUUGAAUCAGACUGAACUGCAUGGCCGUAUGAUAUCCGUUGAAAGGGCUAGAAAUGAACCGGGAGCUCAGAUAAUUAAAAUGCCAGAAACAAAAACAGCAGAAAAAAAAGGAGAAAAGGCUGAAGUGAAGAAAGACGAGAAAAAAGUUGGUGAUAAGAAAGAAGGAGUGAAAAAAGUUGACAAAAAGGAGCCAAAGAAAGAUGACAAAGACAAGCGACUGCUCAACAGAAGGGAUGAUAAAUACAGGAGAAUAUCCAGCAGGAGAAGCGACAAAGAUAGGAAGACAUCCAGCAGGAAAGAUGAUAAAAAACUUCCUUGCAACAGCAGCAGUCAUCAUAAACCAUCAGAUAAAACUCAUGUGACUACACCAAAUAAAAGUACAGCUAAACCAACAACAAGUUUGAAGCCAGCUACAAAAGAAGACUCUGAGAAAAGUGCAAAGCCUGCAUCUCCAUCAUCAGCAAGCAUCAAAGAGAAGGCUUCUGGUACACCAAAGCCUAAAUCACAGGGGUCUACUACCUCUUCUGCCAAGAAAGAUAUUUUAUCAUUUGAUCAAAUAAAAAAGGAAAGAGAACGACAACGUUUACAUCAGAGACGAAGGCGUCUUAAAGAACAGGAGAGGCGUCAUUUGAGAAAGCUUGAUCAGGCUCGUUCGCUUCAGCAAGAUUUUGAUAGGAAACAGAAAGAAAAAGCUCUUAAAUUGGAGAGAGUUAGGGAGGAUUUAAGGAGAGAGAGACAGAGAUUAGAAAAAGAGUUAUUGCAAACAGAAAGAUAUAAGUUGGCACAAGAGUUUCUUGAAAGGGAGAGAGUUCGUGAAGAGCAACAUCGGGCUGAGCUGAUGCGGUUAGAAGAAAUGAGACGUUCCAUGAAAAGACCUUAUGAGGAAGAAUUAUGGGAUGAACCAAAACGAUCCAGGAUGAGCAAUUCCAGUAACCCUUCUAGAUUUGAACUUCCAUUCCAGAACGAAUCUCGCUAUAGGGAAUAUGAGCAUGCAGAUGAUGAAAGACGUGUUGAGUGUUAUGAGAGGAGGGAGAGUAGAACUUUGGACGGUGGAGGUCACUUUGAUGAACGCAAAGAAAGAGAAAUGACGAGAAGAGAGGUCAGUCAUGUCCGAAAUAUUCGUGAACGAAAUGAAAGACGAACGGAUGUCAGGUCUCGAACAGAUGAAAAUUUCAAUCGGACACCCUAUGAAUUCAGAAGAGAUACAGGACUAAGUCGAGAAAGAUUCAUUAGCUCUGAUCAAGGACGAGAUUCUGACAGACGAAAUAUUUCAGCUCAUGAUAGAUUAGGCCGAGUGAGAAGUUCUCCUGUUGGUGGACCUGACCAGAGACCUUGGGGUUCUGGCGGUGUAGAUAGGAAAGUGGACAACUGGUCCCACAUGCAAGGAAACGUUGGCAACAGUGGCAUGAACCGAUCCAAUGGCCGGUGGCUUGGGGAUUCCAUGAACACAACUGGCCAUAAUGCCACAGGAGCAUUUGUUGACAAUGGUAGACCCGGUAACAAUGAAGGGAUGGGGCAGAACUCGAGACCUGGUAACAUGUUUAGCAGCUCUCAGUCACAAGGUGGGAUGAUGAUGAAUACACAUGGUGGUGGUAAUUUUGGUGGUAAUAACAUGGGUGGUCGAAUGCAACAGCCUUGUUUUGAUGCUUAAAAGGUUAUGAGGCUUGUGUGAAACUCAAACUGAGGACUUUGUUACAGGUGGAGAUGGAAGUCAGAGCAGGGUGUUUGUCUAGGAGGAUCAGAUGGAAUCUGAGACACAGAAUAAAACCUUCCUUUACUGUCACAUAUUCUCCAUUCCAGUUGUCAUUUUCUCUUCAGUUCUUGGACAUCUCAUCAUUCUUUCUGUUCAUAUUUAUCAUAUUUAACAUAUAACACAUACACACACACACCACAUACACUCUGUCUUCUUUAUAUCACAAUCUCUACCCACUAUUUGUAGUCUUAAUGUAUUUAUUUCCUAUGUAUAUGUUGCUAUAUUUUAUCUCUAAUAUUCUUCCUCCUCCUUCAUGCAAUUGAAUGUAUUAAUGAGAGAGAAGUGAGUGGAAGAGAGAACAAAUAGACUGUAUUUAUGAAAGCGGGGGAGCAGGGAAGAAGAGCAACCACAGACUGUUAUAACAAAGUACAAGAGACCACAUAGAAUGUAAUAUAUGGAGAAAUAAAUUUUAUUUGCUGUAAAACACAUAAA
Octopus sinensis (East Asian common octopus) is the source of this 3638-nucleotide messenger RNA. RefSeq names its product scaffold attachment factor B1. NCBI's taxonomy places the organism in Eukaryota, Metazoa, Mollusca, Cephalopoda, Octopoda, Octopodidae. The transcript has 20 exons. Gene Ontology annotation, cellular component: nucleus. The coding region runs from base 42 to 3104 and encodes 1020 amino acids. Gene Ontology annotation, biological process: regulation of transcription by RNA polymerase II; regulation of mRNA processing. The record is from RefSeq and is a predicted model, not a curated record. Gene Ontology annotation, molecular function: RNA binding; sequence-specific DNA binding.